GCGCAAUUGCCCAUUGAGCCAUGCCAAAGUACAGCGAGAUUUCGCCUCAGGGCGAUAGCCCUCCAGAUCACAAGACGAUCGACAAGCUGCUUGGCAUCCAAAGUUGGAGGAUCUGUCAUGUUUCAAGAUACAGAGCUGUCCCUGAAUCAGGGCAUAUCAUAGAUGCAUAGCCCUGCAUAGCUGCAAAUUGAUCCUUGACGACAGGUCUGACGUUCCUACUUGGUGCGCGCAUCCUUUGAAAACGCCCUCGUCACAGCCAAAUAUGUUGCUUUUUCCUGGAGAGAUGACCCACCAUGCUGGGAUGCUGGCGGCCUGUCAGCAGCUGCCCUUGGUGCAGGAGAUGAUGGAACUUGCAACGGAAGCCUUUGACUUUGAUGUACAACGGGUCUUCGAGGAGUGUGCGCCGGAAGACUUUGCAAACAGGACAGACAGAAGUCAGAUGCUGGCGUAUGUUGCUGACUGUGCUGCCUAUGAGCUGUUUCGACAACAGCAACCAGAGGCAGCAGGCAAUCCUCGCGCAGUUGCCGGCUUUUCGGUCGGUGAGAUCGCUGCAUUGGUUGCUGCUGGCAUCAUAUCCUAUGACCAAGGUCUCACAAUUGUCAAGGCACGUGCAGAAGCCAUGCAGCGGUGGGUAGAUGAAGAAGAGAUGGCCGCCCUGGCAGUUUUCGGCAUGGAGGAGGACCAGCUCAAUCAUUUAUGUGCUCGGGUGGAUCCAGAGGGUAAACCUGCACAGAAGGUAUUCAUUUCGCAUUGCUGGGGACGCAAGGGCUUUGUAUGCUCGGGUGCUUCAGCGGCUGUGGAACUUCUGGAAGUCCUGGUUGAGAACGAGGCUCAACAGGAGGUCGUAUACAAGCAGCGACUGGAAUUUCGCUUGGACGCAGGACAUACUCCGCUUGCAACAGCAGUGGCAGCUGAGGUGGAGGAAGUGAUAAAGAGCAUUCAAAUGAAUCCACCGCAAUGUGAGGUCUAUUUCAAUUGCGGCUUUCGAGUUGCUGCUGGGGAGGAUCCUUCAGUCUUUGCACCCUAUUUGAUCCAGCAGCUGCUCAUGCCCUUGCGUUGGGAUGUGACCAUCCGAAACAGCUUGCAGCGCGGGAUUCGACGCUUCUUUGAGUGUGGGCCAGGGCAAAGCCUCAAGGACUUGAUGAUCUUCAAUAGCUUCACGGCGUCGCCUUCUCAGACCAUCAGGCCUGCUGAGUUGACCACACUUGUGCAGUGCUGAUGCCUUUGAAAGCCGGAAAGCCGUGCAUGAUAAAAUCGCGCGCGCGCGCGCUCGCUCGCUCGCUCUCUCGCUCUCUCUCUCUCUCUCUC
Messenger RNA from Durusdinium trenchii, 1308 nucleotides. Lineage: Eukaryota; Dinophyceae; Suessiales; Symbiodiniaceae. The record is from the annotation of a GenBank genome assembly.